Messenger RNA from Aedes albopictus (Asian tiger mosquito), 1026 nucleotides. RefSeq lists its product as uncharacterized. Bases 1 to 1026 code for a protein of 341 amino acids. The record is from RefSeq and is a predicted model, not a curated record. NCBI's taxonomy places the organism in Eukaryota, Metazoa, Arthropoda, Insecta, Diptera, Culicidae. The transcript has a single exon.
AUGGGUAGCAAACUAUCGCCCCUGCUAGCAGAUGUUUUCAUGAGCGAUUUUGAAACCGAAGCUCAAAAACACAAACUCUUCCCAAGAGUUUGGAAGCGCUAUGUAGAUGAUGUUUUUGCCCCUAUCAAAGAGCGCUAUUUGGACCAAACGCUAGCAAUGCUUAACUCCCAGCACAGCACUAUUAACUUUACUGUCGAGAAGGAGGUUGAUGGAAAAUUACCCUUCCUAGAUCUACUGAUCAGUAGAAACGAUGACGACAUGCUAAAGUUUGGUAUCUAUCGAAAGCCAACAUCAACCGAUCGAUACAUUACUGCCGACUCUAACCACUACGGCACACAGAAAAAAGCUGCAUUUCAUUCAAUGGCACACAGACUCCACAACGUGCCCAUGGAUAACAUUGAAUUUAACGAAGAGAAGUCUCGGAUCUUUAAAGCAGCUGAAAUUAACGGCUACGAUAAGGGUUUCGUAGACAAAAUUCUCCAAAAACAUAAACGGAAAAAACGCCGGCAGAACAUCACGACCCUACAACCUGCAACAGAAGAAGUUAAAAGAAUCAGUCUCCCAUUCUACCCGAAAGUCACAAAUCCAAUUAAAAAUACACUCCGACGACAAGGACUUCAUGUUGUACAUAAGAGUGACAACACGUUACGCGAUCUACUGUGUAACUUGAAGGACAAAGUCCCACCGGAAGAGCAAUCUGGCAUAUAUCAGGUACCUUGCAACGACUGCCCGGCGGUUUACAUCGGUCAAACACGCCGCAAGGUCAAGGUACGUUUGAAAGAACAUAAAAACGCAGUGGAAACCAACAAACCCAACGAAUCCGGAGUUGCAGCACAUACGGUAGCUUCUACGCAUAGCAUAGACUGGAAGAAUGCGAAGCUGAUCAAGGCAGUUAGAAAGGCUUCGCAUCUCAACGCCUGGGAGUCUAUGCUCAUAUCAAACGAAACGCAGCCAUUGAUGAACGAAGAUGACCCCCCUAUCACAUCAAGUCUUUUUGGCCUGGUAAAAACGACGACGAUCAACUGA